This is a messenger RNA of Drosophila teissieri, 135 nucleotides long. RefSeq lists its product as uncharacterized. The transcript has a single exon. The coding region runs from base 1 to 135 and encodes 44 amino acids. Lineage: Eukaryota; Metazoa; Arthropoda; Insecta; Diptera; Drosophilidae. The record is from RefSeq and is a predicted model, not a curated record.
AUGCAUUCGAUUCUCACGGCCAGCAACGGUAACACUCCAACGCACACACAAAAGGACAUCCAACCCUGUGAAACAGGUUGCCAUGGGACCGAGAAUGGGAACCGAAUGGGAACCAGAAUGAGAACGGCACGAUGA